Equus quagga is the source of this 936-nucleotide messenger RNA. RefSeq names its product olfactory receptor 4P4-like. Gene Ontology annotation, biological process: G protein-coupled receptor signaling pathway. Gene Ontology annotation, molecular function: G protein-coupled receptor activity; olfactory receptor activity. The record is from RefSeq and is a predicted model, not a curated record. The transcript has a single exon. The coding region runs from base 1 to 936 and encodes 311 amino acids. Gene Ontology annotation, cellular component: membrane. NCBI's taxonomy places the organism in Eukaryota, Metazoa, Chordata, Mammalia, Perissodactyla, Equidae.
AUGGAAAGUCAGAGGAACAUUUCAGAAUUUAUUCUUUUGGGACUUUCCUGUAACCAGAACAUACAAAUAUUUUGCUUUGUAUUCUUCUUACUUGGUUAUGUUGCCAUCUUGGUGGGAAACCUUCUGAUUCUUACCUCUAUUCGACACAGUGCCCUUUUUCACCAGCCCAUGUAUUAUUUCCUCAGCCAUUUAUCCUUUAUGGGCAUCUGCUAUACCUCCUGUGUGACACCCAAACUGAUCAGAGACUUGCCUCUUGGAAGAAAAUCCAUCUCCUAUAGUAAUUGCAUGUUGCAGAUCUUUUCCAUACACUUCUUUGGCAUCAUUGAGGUCUUCAUCCUCACAGUCAUGGCCUUUGAUCGUUGUGUUGCCAUCUGCAAACCUCUCCAUUACAUGAUUAUCAUGAACAGGACAAGGUGCAAUCUCCUAGUCUUGGCUGCUUGGACUGGUGGAGCCAUUCAUUCAUUUUCUCAGUUUUCUAUGAUAAUUCAUUUGCCCUUCUGUGGCCCCAAUGAAAUAGAUCACUACUAUUGUGAUAUUUUUCCUUUGCUGAAAGUUGCCUGUACUGAUACAUACAUCACUGGUGUCCUUGUGGUUGCCAAUUCAGGAAUGGUUGCCUUCGUAACCUUUGUUCUCUUGUUUGGGUCUUAUGUCAUUAUAUUAUUCACCUUAAGAAAUCAGUCAGCAGAGGGAAGAUGCAAAGCGCUGUCUACCUGUGGGUCUCAUAUCACUGUGGUUGUCUUAUUUUUUGGGCCUUCAAUCUUUGCCUACCUCAGACCCCCUGCUACUUACCCUGAGGACAAAAUAUUUGCUCUAUUUUAUACCAUCAUUGCUCCUAUGUUCAAUCCAUUAAUCUAUACCCUGAGAAAUACAGAGAUGACAAAGGCCAUGAGAAAGGUUUGGUGUGAAAAGAUAUUUUCAGAAGAAAAACAUAAUUGA